AUGGCUGAGAAGGAGAAGAAGAAGAAGAAAAUCAAAGAGAGGAGGGCUGAAGAAGAUGAGGAAGCCCAUCCAAUCAAGAAGAAAGAAAGAAGAACGAGUGAGAAGAGGGAACGCAGGUGGGAGGAGAAGUACCUGAAGGAGGAAGAGAGGAGAAAAAAGGCUGAGAGCCCAGAAAUUGAAGGGGAAUCCACUUCCAUAAGAGUGGAUAAGGGGGAGUUAGUGCAACUGAGAAAAUCAGGGCAACUUGAGGAGGAAAUAAUGCAAGAAAAAAUGGUUGUGACUGAUGAUGGUGAAGAUUUAGACAUUACCCUCUUGAUGCGGCGUCAUAAGGAGAAUGCACUGCAAGGGUCGACAGUCGACCCACCAAUUUUGCAAGAUGCAGUGGAGGAAAAGGAGAAGAGAAGCAAGAGAAGAUGUUGUGGGCACAACAAAUCAUCGUAG
Molecule: messenger RNA, 441 nt
Organism: Benincasa hispida (wax gourd)
Lineage: Eukaryota; Viridiplantae; Streptophyta; Magnoliopsida; Cucurbitales; Cucurbitaceae
Source: RefSeq, a predicted model, not a curated record